Molecule: messenger RNA, 1486 nt
Organism: Opisthocomus hoazin
Lineage: Eukaryota; Metazoa; Chordata; Aves; Opisthocomiformes; Opisthocomidae
Product: L-gulonolactone oxidase-like
Cellular component (GO): membrane
Molecular function (GO): D-arabinono-1,4-lactone oxidase activity; FAD binding
Source: RefSeq, a predicted model, not a curated record
CUCUUGUUUUUGGUCCAGGUUCACGGCCAAGGAGGAGUCAAGUUCCAGAACUGGGCUAAGACCUAUGGCUCCUCUCCGGAGCUGUACUUCCAGCCUACCUCAGUAGAGGAGAUCCGGGAGAUCCUGGACAUGGCCAGGCAGAGGGACAAGAGGGUGAAGGUGGUGGGGGGUGGCCACUCUCCUUCAGACAUCGCCUGCACAGAUGACUUCAUGAUCCAGAUGGGGAAGAUGAACAGGGUCCUUAAGGUGGACAAGGAGAAGCAGCAAGUGACAGUGGAAGGUGGGAUUUUCCUCUCAGAUCUGAACGUCGAGCUGAGCAAGCACGGGCUGGCCCUGGCCAAUUUAGGAGCCGUUUCGGAGGUGGCAGCAGCUGGUGUGAUUGGGACGGGGACGCACAACACCGGGAUCAAGCACGGCAUCCUCCCCACCCAGGUCGUAGCUCUCACACUGCUGACAGCCUCGGGAGAGAUCCUGGAGUGCUCUGAGUCCAUCAACGCGGACAUCUUCCAGGCAGCCCGCCUGCACCUCGGCUGCUUGGGCGUCGUGCUCACCGUCACCUUCCAGUGCGUGCCACAGUUCCACCUGCACGAGGUGGCCUUCCCCUCCACCCUCACCAAGGUCCUCGAUCACCUCGAGGACCACCUGAAGAGAUCCCAAUACUUCCGAUUCCUGUGGUUCCCUCACAGCGAGAACGUCAGCGUCAUCUACCAGGAUCCCACCAACAAGCCCGCCUCUUCCUCUGCCAGCUGGUGGUGGGAUUAUGCUGUUGGCUAUUAUUUGCUGGAGUUUCUGCUCUGGAUCAGCACCUUCGUGCCCGGCUUGGUGUGCUGGAUCAACCGCUUCUUCUUCUGGCUCCUCUUCAGCUCCCGGGUGGAGAAUAUUGCCAUCAGCUACAAGAUCUUCAACUACGAGUGUCGCUUCAAGCAGCACGUUCAAGACUGGGCCAUCCCCAUUGAGAAGACGAAGGAAGCCUUGCUGGAGCUGAAGGCUGCCUUGGAGAACAACCCUAAGAUGGUGGCUCACUACCCCGUGGAGGUGCGCUUCGCUCGGGGGGACGAGAUCUGGCUGAGUCCCUGCUUCCAGCGAGACAGCUGCUACAUGAACAUCAUCAUGUACAGGCCCUACGGGAAGAACGUCCCCCGCCUCAACUACUGGCUGACCUACGAGGGCAUCAUGAAGAAGCAUGGUGGGAGACCACACUGGGCAAAGGCCCACAGCUGCACCCGAAAGGACUUUGAGAAGAUGUACCCAGCCUUCCCCAAAUUCUGUGCUGUUCGGGAGAAGCUGGACCCCACGGGGAUGUUCCUGAACGCCUACCUGGAAAAGGUGUUUUACUGAUGGGGGCAACGUGGGGGAUGAAGGAAAAAUCAGCCAUCACCCCCAGUUCUCGGGACACCCCAAAGAUCAUGGUCCUUCAUGGUGCCAAGGUGCUGCACCCCCAGCUUUGCCCUCAUCCGUUGUGACAGCAGGCAGCAAGGGCUGGCCC